Messenger RNA from Pectinophora gossypiella (pink bollworm), 1200 nucleotides. It is a transcript of the gene Rpn12, whose product is annotated as 26S proteasome non-ATPase regulatory subunit 8. Gene Ontology annotation, biological process: proteasome-mediated ubiquitin-dependent protein catabolic process. Bases 90 to 896 code for a protein of 268 amino acids. The transcript has 5 exons. Gene Ontology annotation, cellular component: proteasome regulatory particle; proteasome regulatory particle, lid subcomplex; nucleus. NCBI's taxonomy places the organism in Eukaryota, Metazoa, Arthropoda, Insecta, Lepidoptera, Gelechiidae. The record is from RefSeq and is a predicted model, not a curated record.
CGUACGUGACUAACAUUACAUUGCAACCUCAAAUUCUAUGAGCGAAGUAGUUUGUUUCCGACUGAAAAUAAUUAAAUAUCUUACUGAAAAUGACUUCAAUGAAGGACAUCUCAACAUUGUAUCAAAACUUGAAAACUGAGUGGCAAAAGAAGCCGCGAAAACUCGAUAAAUGCGGCGAAUUAUUGAACAAAAUCAAGAUAGCUCUAACGCAAUUUACUUUCCUUCCGAGUAACCACACCCCUGCGAACCAGAAAGAGUUGAUAUUAGCUCGAGAUGUGCUGGAAAUUGGUGCCCAAUGGGCAGUCGCCGCCAAGGAUGUUAAGGCUUUUGAAAGAUUCAUGUCUCAGUUGAAAUGUUACUAUUUUGAUUACAAAGACCAUCUCCCACAAUCGGCAUUUAUGUACCAGCUUCUUGGUCUGAACCUUCUGUUCCUGCUUUCACAAAACCGUGUGGCGGAGUUCCACACUGAGCUUGAAAGACUGCCUGUUGAUGCCAUCAGACAGGAUCCAUAUGUGAGGCAUCCGCUAGCCCUGGAGCAGUAUUUGAUGGAGGGGAGCUACAAUAAGAUCUUCUUGGCUAAGGGUAACGUCCCAGCAGAAAGCUAUACCCUGUUCAUGGACACUCUUCUUGACACUGUCCGGGGAGAAAUAGCUGCUUGCAUUGAGAAGGCUUACCAGAGCAUUCCCUGUGCCGAGGCCGCCAGAAGACUGAACCUGGCCUCACAGCAGGCUGUAUUGGAUUAUGGAAAGAAGCGCAACUGGGCGCUCGGUCCCGACAACUGCUAUCACUUCAACGCAGCUGAAGAGAACAACGCGGCGGCUGCGGAUGUCCUGCCUUCUUCGGAACUAGCUGAACAGACCAUAGAGUACGCACGACACCUCGAGAUGAUUGUCUAGAGAUUAGUGUGUGUGCAUCAUAAUCAUAGGUUAAGAAUAUUGUAGAUUCAAUGUCUAAACCAAUAUUUCAAAAAGAAGGAAUCUGUGGCUGAAGACCAGUUUCCCUAAAUGUGAGCAGUUAUAAAGAUCAUCCUAAAUACAUUUAAGCAACUUGUGUACGGCCAUAAAAUAUGGAAGAGUGCAAGCAAAUCAAAAUACACACUAUUCAAAGGUUCCGACAUCGCAUCUCUAAUAUUCUAGACCUAUAAUAGAAACCUAAUUAAAUUACUUAUAUUCAUUCGUAAUAAAUAUUUUUAAAUGCAAA